AUAAACAGUAUACAACAAUCACAGAAUGGUAAACAGAAAUAAACCAUAUUCUAUAGAGCAGUGCUGAGGAUGAGUUUGAGUUUAUAAGUCUUUCAGUCUGGGGGAAGAAGCUGGUGCUGCGACAGCAGAUCUCUACCCAGACGGCAGCAGGAUGAACCAACUGUGGCUGGGUGGUACUGUCCUUUCUCAUCCUUUGGGCUCUGUGUAGUGAUGUUUGCAGUCAGGAUACUUUCUAUAGCUCCUCCGUCUGUUUUAUUUAAUCCCAGUAUCCAUUCAAAGGAGGCCUUUGUCUCCUGCCAGGCUGUUUGUGUAAAUAAGAAUCUGUUAUAAAUUAACAUGCCUGGUAUAAUAAAAGUAAAAUAAAUAAAAAUGAACACGUUAACACGUUAAGUGAGUUAUUCAAACCAGAUCGUGCAUGUUUUUAUGGCUGCACUGUUCCAUCAAAUGGAAAUAUUCUGGGUGUGUUCUACAUCAUUUCAAUCAAAUCAAUCAAAUAUUUUAAUCCAUAGCCUAGUUAAAAAAAACAAUAAUCUAAAAUGUGGCGGUCAGUGUUGAUAAUGUGAUCAACGCUUCAUUUGGCGCAUCAAUCAUUUUAUGAUACAAUGAUAGGGUCAAAGGGAACGUGGAAACAAUGGAGAGGGUUAUGAUGUGAAUGUACUUGUGUUAUUUGGUUUGUGACUUAGAAACAACAUUUAUUCAUUUUUACUUUUCCACUGUGCUGAGCUUCAGGUGGUUUCUUUUUUGGAGAUGAUUUUACCUGCUUUAGAACAUUAUUAUGCGUUAAGACGCCCCAGUUUUAUUCUUACAGAAAACACAAAAUGUCAAUAAAAAAUCUUCUGGCUGAACUAAAAAUGUCCUGAAGACAAUCUAACUGUGUUCAAAAUCAGAAAUCAAAUUAAAAAAUGUUAAUGAGGGUCCACUGUAUUUUGCUGCUCCUUCAGAGUCACAUCAAACCCGCGACCCAUUUCCUGAGUCAGUCACGUGGUAUGGCGGGCUCGCGAGGCUUCGACGUCACCACAUACGUCACCAACACGAGCCUCGACACGCGCUUCACAAAACUGACUGGAUACUGAAGGACGCAUCACCACAGCGGAGACCUGCAGGACGAUGGAGAACCAGAACCCGGACCACAGGAGCCAAACAGCAGCCUCGUGCUCUGAUAGCGCCGAUGUUCAGGGAAGGAGAAGAAGAGAGGGACUCAAAUGUCACCGCUGUCAGCUCUGUGACAAAUCCUUCACAACAUCUAGAAAUUUGAAGAUUCAUCGGAGAGUUCACACUGGAGAGAAACCGUACAGCUGUGAACAGUGUGGAAAAUCUUUCAGUACAUCAGGUGCCCUAAAAAUCCACCAACGUGUUCACACUGGAGAGAAACCAUACUGGUGUGACCAGUGUGGAAAAUCUUUCAGUACAUCAGGUGACCUAAAAAUCCACCAACGUGUUCACACUGGAGAGAGACCGUACAGCUGUGACCAGUGUGGAAAAAAUUUCCCUCGAUUAGGUGCCCUAAAACUCCACCAACGUAUUCACACUGGAGAGAAACCGUACUGGUGUGAACAGUGUGGAAAAACUUUCCCUCAAUUUGGUCACCUAAAAACCCACCAACGUGUUCACACUGGAGAGAAACCGUACUGGUGCGAACAGUGUGGAAAAACCUUCACUCAAUCAAGUUACCUAAAAAUCCACCAACGUGUUCACACUGGAGAGAAACCGUACUGGUGCGAACAGUGUGGAAAAACCUUCACUCGAUCAGGUCACCUAAAAACCCACCAACGUGUUCACACUGGAGAGAAACCGUACAGCUGUGACCAGUGUGGGAAAUCUCUCACUACAUCAGGUGACCGGAAAAUGCACACUGGAGAGAAACCGCACUGCUGUGAACCAUGUGAGAAAAGUGGGGUACAGGAACUGCCCGAGGGAAGGAGAAGAAGAGAGGGACUCAAAUGUCACCGCUGUCAGCACUGUGACAAAUCCUUCACAACAUCUAGAAAUUUGAAGAUUCAUCGGAGAGUUCACACUGGAGAGAAACCGUACAGUUGUGACCAGUGUGGGAAAGCUUACACUCAAUCAGGUCACCUAAAAAUCCACCGACGUGUUCACACUGGAGAGAAACCGCACAGCUGUGACCAGUGUGGGAAAACAUUCGCUACACCAGGUCACCUAAAAAGCCACCAACGUGUUCACACUGGAGAGAAACCAUAUAGCUUUGACCAGUGUGGGAAAACAUUCACUACACCAGGUCACCUAAAAAUCCACCAACGUGUUCACACUGGAGAGAAACCGUACUGGUGUGAACAGUGUGGGAAAACUUUCGCUCACUCAAGUAGCCUAAAACUCCACCAACGUGUUCACACUGGAGAGAAACUGUACUGGUGUGAACAGUGUGGGAAAACGUUCGCUACACCAGGUUACCUAAAAAUCCACCAACGAGUUCACACUGGCGAGAAACUGCACAGCUGUGACCAGUGUGGGAAAACUUUCGCUACACCAGGUUACCUAAAAAUCCACCAACGAGUUCACACUGGCGAGAAACCGUACAGUUGUGACCAGUGUGGGAAAGCUUACACUACAUCAGGUCACCUAAAAAUCCACCGACGUUUUCACACUAGAGAGAAACCAUACUGGUGUGAACAGUGUGGGAAAACUUUCGCUCAAUCAGGUAACCUAAAAAGCCACGAAAGUGUUCACACUGGAGAGAAACUGCACAGCUGUGACCAGUGUGGGAAAACUUUCGCUGCACCAGGUUACCUAAAAAUCCACCAACGUGUUCACACUGGAGAGAAACCGUACAGCUGUGACCAAUGUGGGAAAACUUUCACUACAUCAGGACAACUAAAAAAGCAUCAACGUGUUCACGCUGGAGAGAAACCAUAUAGCUGUGACCAAUGUGGGAAAACUUUCACUGCAUCAGGUCAGCUAAAAAUCCACCAACGUGUUCACACUGGAGAGAAACUGUACAGCUGUGAACUGUGUGGGAAAACUUUCAUUACAUCAAAUCAACAAAAAAUCCACCAACGUGUUCACACUGCAGAGAAACCGUACAGCUGUGAACAGUGUGGGAAAACUUUCGCUCAAUCAAGUAACCUAAAACUCCACCAACGUGUUCACACUGGAGAGAAACUGCACAGCUGUGAACAGUGUGGGAAAACUUUCGCUCACUCAAGUAGCCUAAAAAUCCACCAACGUGUUCACACUGGAGAGACACCAUACUGGUGUGAACAAUGUGGGAAAACUUUCACUCAAUCAGCUCACCUAAAAACCCACCAACGAGUUCACACUGGAGAGAAACCGUACAGUUGUGGCCAAUGUGGCAAAUCUAAUACCAACAGGAGAACUCUUAGAAGACAUAAAUCCAUUCACAAAGCGUCAGUGUGACAUUUUUCACAGAGCCGAGCUAGCUGUUUCCUUCUGCCCUGAAUACAACCACCUGUUAUCAUGCGAUUGUGCUGGACUAACGUCAUGUGAUGACAGCUGAGGAAGUUUGAUUUGGAAAGAGCUGGAAAGCAGUAGUCCAGAGGUUUUAUCAGCCAACAACAAAAUUAAAUUGCAGUAGCCAGAUUUCAAUUUUUAUGGUACUGUAAGUAGAAUUCACAUAGUUUACAGAAUAAUGUCAAGAUUUGGACCUGAAUCCAUCAAUAACACUACUAAAUACUCAUGCAGAUUGGUAAUCAGCUGAAAUAAGAGCUUUGGGGGUUUAGUGACUCUUUAAGAAGGCCAUGGGAUGUGGUCAAAAGCUCCAACAAAGAGGUAGUAUGUGAUGUUCACUAAUUUAUCACAGAUGUAGUAAUAAUAAGUGUGCUCCGAUCGAUCGGUCACCGAUCGUAAUCUGCCGAUAAUGGCUUUAAAUAGUUUGAUCAGUGGUCUCUAAAAAGGCAGAUCACAAAAGUCGAUCAGAUGAUGCAAUACUUUCCGGACAAAUUUUCAACGGCAGCUAAAAUGGUUCCCUAAAACUCCUUUUCAG
Micropterus salmoides (largemouth bass) is the source of this 3958-nucleotide messenger RNA. RefSeq names its product zinc finger protein 850-like. Gene Ontology annotation, molecular function: DNA-binding transcription factor activity, RNA polymerase II-specific; RNA polymerase II transcription regulatory region sequence-specific DNA binding. Gene Ontology annotation, cellular component: nucleus. NCBI's taxonomy places the organism in Eukaryota, Metazoa, Chordata, Actinopteri, Centrarchiformes, Centrarchidae. The coding region runs from base 1108 to 3372 and encodes 754 amino acids. The transcript has 3 exons. The record is from RefSeq and is a predicted model, not a curated record. Gene Ontology annotation, biological process: regulation of transcription by RNA polymerase II.